AUAAUAAAGUGAACGAGAAAAAAAACUUUCCUCAUUUGAAAAUCGAUUGAUCGAUUAUCAAGAAAAAAAAAAUCGUCAUUUUUCACUUGUACGUCAACCACAUAUACAUUUUUCAUCUGUUUCUCUCCAUCUCUCUCUCUCUAUUUCUUCCUGUGUGGGUGAUAAAAGCAAACAAAUCAUUCACGCACACACACACAUACAAACACCGAAAACAUUUUCAGACAACUUGAAAUCAAUAAAAAAAAAUUUUGUUUUUCAAAGUGACAAAAUUUACAUUUUUAUUUUCACACUUUUUGUUUGUCCGUCUUUUUUUUUGUUCAAUGACAAUGAAAUUUGAAGAAGCAGCCGAAUCGGUUAAAAAUCUAAAAAAACGACCAACCGACAAUGAAUUAUUGGAAUUAUAUGGCUAUUAUAAACAAGCGACCAUUGGUGAUUGCAAUACAGAUAGACCAGGAUUAUUGGAUCCAAAAGGACGAUAUAAAUGGGAUCAAUGGAAUAAAUUGAAAGGAAUGACAAAUGAAGAGGCAUCGAAAAAAUAUAUUGAAAUUGUGGAAAAAUUAUUGGAAAAAUAUCGUGAUUAAUUAAUUUUGUUCAAACAGAAACGAAUAUUCCAAUUACCAAAUGAUAAUCAACACACACACACACACACACACACGCACGAAAAGAGACAACAACAACCUUGAUCCAUUUGAUUUGAAUUUUUUUUUUCUUCAUUUUCAUUUGAUUACGCACACAAAUGUGCAACAACAAUAAAUGGGUCAUCAUGUAAUUAAUGAGUUAAAUUAUGUAAUCAUCAAUUUUAUAAUCCA
This is a messenger RNA of Dermatophagoides farinae (American house dust mite), 809 nucleotides long. Its product is annotated as acyl-CoA-binding protein. Gene Ontology annotation, molecular function: fatty-acyl-CoA binding. Gene Ontology annotation, biological process: fatty acid metabolic process. Lineage: Eukaryota; Metazoa; Arthropoda; Arachnida; Sarcoptiformes; Pyroglyphidae. The record is from RefSeq and is a predicted model, not a curated record.